Messenger RNA from Camponotus floridanus (Florida carpenter ant), 3367 nucleotides. RefSeq names its product zinc finger protein 358. Lineage: Eukaryota; Metazoa; Arthropoda; Insecta; Hymenoptera; Formicidae. The record is from RefSeq and is a predicted model, not a curated record. Gene Ontology annotation, biological process: regulation of transcription by RNA polymerase II. The transcript is spliced from 5 exons. Gene Ontology annotation, molecular function: RNA polymerase II cis-regulatory region sequence-specific DNA binding; DNA-binding transcription factor activity. The coding region runs from base 673 to 2172 and encodes 499 amino acids.
GUUGAGGCACCCGCUCUAACGGCUAACGUCUCUCACAUCCCCGGGCUUCAGCCGGUGCUCCGCCGUUCUCGACCUGUCCUAUCCGGCCGAUGGACUGCACGGAAAUCAGUGUCGCUGACAACCGGAAGCUGCAUCUCCUGUGCUACACGUAUUUAUUGUCGCGGAGCCGGUAGGAGCUGUCCUACAAGGACCUGUCUAGGUGUUGAUGAAUCGCGGACAGUUUCGAGUGUCCUGACUGUGUCUGCGAAAGUCGUAGAGAAAAAAACUCUUAGUGCUUGUGCUGCAUAUCCUAAGAUUGACGUUGAUAAUCCUUGCAAGAAUGAAAUCCGCGAACAGAUAGUUCUGAGGAAAAAUUUUGCUGAACGUAUUUAAUUGCGCGUAUUGUUGAUUGAAAAGAGAGUCUUCUUUUCUAAAAAGAUACCAAAGAAACGAUUUCGGCGACAAUUAUCAUCCCUGAAAACUCAUUAUUCUCCUGGAGAACUCUUAAAAACAGAUCUGCCGACAACCUUAAAAGGACUCUGAUUAGUUUCGUUGAAAAGAUUAAACAAUAUUGUGUAUGUUUGUUUAUUGCUCCGAUAACGUAUCAGAAUCAUUAGCGUGGUGAAAGAGAAUGCGAAUGUCGUGUACAGUGACGCGAAAGUUAUAAGAGAGUGAACGGACUCGAGGUCCAGGAUGAUGGAAGUGCAGCAGCAACACUCGCCUGUCGGGGUGGGUCCGCUAGACUUUUCGAGACGGGGGGUUGCCGAAGCAUCAGCUUUUCGAGUUGUCAAGCCCAAGCAACCGGCUUCGUCACUCGUGCAUCAGCAACCGCUGCCGCCGGAAACUAACAACAACGAGAAUCUUCAGGAAAAUCCGCAAAUUCCAAUCGACAGCGAAGGAGGAUGCAAUGUUCGUUUAAUGUUCCCUAGACUGUGGGCACCUUUCGGAAAUGCUACGGAGAUUACGAACCUACCACCUUUACCAAAAAGUCAUUCAGAACGAUUAUCGUUCGGAGUGGGUCGUCUGGUGGGCUCUCCAGCGACGAGGAGUCCCUCGCCAUCGCAAUCUCCCUGUCCGGAUUCACCUCCACCCGAACAUCGAGAUGCCGAGGUGGACGUCGAUGUCGGUGAGGAGGAAGUCGACGUGGACGUCGAGGAAGUCGGCGAUGACGAUGACCAUGAAGGUACCUCGAGUCCGCCGCGAUCAUCGUCGACACCGUCGCCAUCGCCUAUCAGCGUCGCGACGUCACCCGUUUCGCAUCCGCCGAAGAAAUCCGGCGACAGUUUCAGCGUGUCGGCUCUCCUGAGGCCAGAUCCACCCUCCGCUCACCUGCAGAACGCGUCUCCGCAUCGGGAAACCGCUUCCAUGGGCGCUCAUCCGCCACCACCCGGCUCAUCUAUUCUAUAUCCGCCGUUGCAUCUCCAGGGCAGUCUCCUGCCGCCUCAUCCGCAUCAUCCCCUCUCGUACCUGCAUCCUCAAUUGUUGCCGCAUCAUCUUCUGCCGCCGCACCUGCACCCGCUAUUACGCGGCGUUCAUCCGGGUCACCCGGGACUGCAUUCGACCCACACGGCGCACGGUCUGCAUCAUCCCCAUCCGCUUGGCGAUGUCUACAGCUGCGUCAAGUGCGACAAGAUGUUCAGCACGCCGCAUGGGCUCGAAGUGCAUGCGAGGCGAUCACACAAUGGUAAACGGCCAUUCGCCUGCGAGUUGUGCAACAAAACCUUCGGUCACGAGAUCAGUCUCACGCAGCACAGGGCCGUUCAUUCGGCGGAGAAGGUGUUCGAGUGCAAGCAAUGCGGCAAAGCCUUCAAGAGAUCCAGCACGCUCAGCACUCACCUUCUAAUCCACUCGGACACGAGACCGUAUCCUUGCCAGUUCUGUGGCAAGCGAUUCCAUCAGAAGAGCGACAUGAAGAAGCACACCUAUAUACACACUGGAGAGAAACCUCAUAAGUGUCAAGUGUGUGGCAAGGCGUUUUCGCAGAGCAGCAACCUGAUCACGCACUCGAGGAAGCACACGGGCUUCAAACCGUUCGCCUGCGAGCUAUGCGGCCGAGCUUUUCAACGAAAGGUCGACCUGAGGAGGCACCGCGAGACCCAGCACGCUGACCUCAACGCGUCGCAUCGACCGCCGAUUGGUUCGAUUCCCGGACAGAAUUCCCUACCCAGUGGAAAUCCACCGAUGAUGCAGUGAAGCUAUGACGAGGCAGCGAUUGAUAAUAAGCUGCCGGUUCGGCGCGGAACGGCGAUUGCAGAUGGUGGCAAUUAACGGUCCAUUUCCGCGAAUCAGGCAGUCUGACCGGAUUGAGGCCGUAACCACUGCGAGAACUGAAAUCAUGAACGAUGAUCAUCAAUGAUGGCGGAGAGGCAACCGAGAGCGAUAAAUUAAUCUCAUGGAUAGAAUCACAUGAGUGAAGCGAUUGCGGAAUGUAUCGCGAUGGGUUAUUGGCUGAAUGAUAUCAACUUUUUGCAUCUUAAAUUAUUUUUUAUAUUUUUCACUUAAUAUGUUCUUCUAACAGUGAAAAAGUUAUAUGAUAUAAUUUAAAUUUUUACACAAUUUUGCAACUUAAAUUAUUAUAUUAAAGAACCUGCAAUAAAAAAUUAUUAGAGGACAAUAAUUGAUUUGAAUUGAGGAUAUAUUAGUCAUUAGAAAGCAAAACGUUAAUAUCAUUCAAUCACAAAUAAUAUUGAAGAUGCAAAAUUUCAUCUAAAUUCAGAUUCGCAUGAUUCGAAUGCGAAAAUAACUGGAACAGUGCAAUUAGAAGAUGAAUUCUCGGGACAACGGAAAUUGACUGAAGGUGGGGAACUCUAAUAUUUUUUUUAUUGAGAAAUCUUUAUUGAUCUUUUAAUCUGAAGAGAUUAUAUGAGUUGAUAUUUAUGUGAUUAUUUGUUCCAUCGAAUUUCAUCGUUGAGCGAAUAUUGCGCUACUUCAAGGAUUCUUGACUUGUAGAAUAUAUUAAGGAUGGAGAAACUAAUAAUUUUUGACUGAAACAUUCCAUGAAAAAGCAUUGCAUUUAUUUCGUUCCUAAACGUGUCAGAUGAAACAUGCUAGAGUACUGAUUUCUUCAGCGACUCUUUUAUUAGGACAAGAGAGCUUUCCGCUACAACAAGAAACGAUAAUUUAUUAAUUACAAAGAUGCAUAAGAUGCGUAUAAAAAAAUAGGCGAAUGGACGAUCGACUGUUUUGUUACGAAUGAUGGUUAGCACUUUCUACUUUAAUCAACGUCUACCUACUGCUAAUCGAUUACCUGUUAUUGUAACUUGUCUUAUUACGUAGAUAUUCUCACGACACGCAGUGCAAUUUUCAAGUUAGUCGGACAUUUUGCAAAAAUGUAUGCCAUUUUAACAGUGCACGAUAUCAUGAUACAAGAUAUUAAAAAAAAAAACAA